Messenger RNA from Leucoraja erinaceus (little skate), 4863 nucleotides. It is a transcript of the gene ttc8, whose product is annotated as tetratricopeptide repeat domain 8. Gene Ontology annotation, cellular component: ciliary basal body; non-motile cilium; BBSome. The transcript is spliced from 15 exons. The coding region runs from base 171 to 1781 and encodes 536 amino acids. Lineage: Eukaryota; Metazoa; Chordata; Chondrichthyes; Rajiformes; Rajidae. Gene Ontology annotation, biological process: non-motile cilium assembly. Gene Ontology annotation, molecular function: protein binding. The record is from RefSeq and is a predicted model, not a curated record.
UGAUUGGCAGGAAGCAAAGCAGAUGAAGGUCGUAAGCAAAGAUCCUAGAGGAGCAUGUGAUAUAAUCUUUGGUCGUAAGCGCGACCAUGUUUCUAUUUUUGCAUGCAAAUGAAAUAUGACGAAAAGGGGCCCCUGCGAAGGCACUAGGUUUAGCCGCCAAGGCCCCCGGGAUGCGUUGCUGGGAGCGACGGCGGAAGCGACGGUUGAGGCGCCACUGGUCGUCAUCCCGCUGUCCCAAAUACUGCUCCUUAUCUUGGAUUCAAAUGGGGUUGGACAUGGACCCCAUGUUCUUAGCCUGGAGCUAUUUCAGGAGACGCAAGUUCCAGUUUUGUGCCGACAUCUGCACGCAGCUGCUGGACGAAAAUGCGUAUGACCAGGCCGCAUGGAGCUUGAAAACUCGAGCCUUGACCGAGAUGGUAUAUGUGGAUGAAGUAGAUGUAGAACAAGAAGGAAUAGCAGAAGUAAUGCUGGAUGACAGUUCUAUUGCACAGAUUGCUCGACCAGGAACUUCUUUAAAACUUCCAGGAGUCAAUCAAGGAGGUGGUCCAAGCCUGGCAGUCAGACCCAUGUCUCAGUCUGGAAGACCCAUUACUGGGUUUGUGAGACCAGGCACCCAAUCUGGCAGACCUGGCACCAUGGAGCAAGCUAUCAAGACUCCAAGAACUGCUUAUACAGCCCAACCAGUGACAAGUGCUUCUGGUAGAUUUGUUAGGCUGGGAACGGCAUCCAUGCUUACGAACCCUGAUGGACCCUUUAUUAACAUAUCCAGAUUAAAUCUAGCCAAAUAUGCUGGGAAGGCAAAUUUAGCUAAGACAUUAUUUGAAUAUAUAUUUCACCAUGAAAAUGAUGUCAAAACUGCGUUAGAUUUAGCAGCACUUGCUACUGAGCAGUCUCAAUUUAAGGACUGGUGGUGGAAGGUACAAAUUGGAAAAUGUUAUUACAGAUUAGGUUUAUAUCGUGAAGCAGAGAAACAAUUUAAAUCUGCAAUAAAACAACAGGAAAUGGUUGAUACAAUACUUUAUCUGGCAAAGGUCUACAUUCGUUUAGACCAGCCAUUGACAGCUUUAAGCCUUUUCAAGCAAGGGCUGGACCGUUUCCCAGGGGAGGUCACACUGCUUACAGGAAUAGCUCGUAUAUAUGAUGAAAUGAACAACAUCGUAUCAGCGACUGAAUAUUAUAAGGAAGUUUUAAAACAAGAUAAUACUAAUGUAGAAUCCAUUGCCUGCAUUGGGAGUAACCAUUUUUAUUCCGACCAACCAGAGAUUGCACUACGAUUCUAUAGGCGACUUCUCCAAAUGGGUGUUUAUAAUUGUCAGCUCUUCAACAACCUGGGGCUCUGCUGUUUUUAUGCACAACAGUAUGACAUGACUCUGAGUUCAUUUGAAAGAGCACUCUCCCUAGCUGUGAAUGACGAGGAAGUUGCAGAUGUAUGGUAUAACCUUGGCCAUGUUGCAGUGGGAACCGGGGAUAUAAAUUUGGCCCAUCAAUGUUUUAAGCUGGCACUGGCCAACAACAACAAUCAUGCUGAAGCUUAUAACAAUUUAGCAGUCCUGGAGAUGCGCAAAGGGCAUCAUGAACAGGCCCGGGGACUUCUGCAGACAGCUGCUGCUCUGGCUCUUCACAUGUACGAACCACAUUAUAAUUUUGCUGCACUUUCAGAUAAGGUCGGAGAUCUUCAGAGCAGUUAUGUAGCUGCACAGAAAUCAGCAACUGCAUUUCCAGAACAUGUUGACACUCAACAAUUAAUCAAACAACUGCAGCAACACUUUGCCAUGCUUUAAGUAACCAAUGAUUGUGUAAUAUUGUUGAGAGGAAAACUGCAUAAUUCAGUUUUUGAAUUUUAUUGCAGUUAACAAUGGUUUAGUAAACACUAACACCAAUAUCAUCCUGUAAUGACAAAUCUGAGAGUCGUUUAAUGGAGAAUAAGUUCGUUCUUUGUGCAUGCGAAUCAAUGUCAGAUUGGAGUCAACCUCCUAUUCUGUACAAACAUUGGUAAUUUCAUUCAGUUUCUCUGUAUAAAAUGUUUUUUUUAAAUGUUGAUUUAAAAAAAAGUUCAAUUAAUAUAAAGAAGCUGCUUGGAAAAAAACAAUUUUGCAUUUUAAAAAUUGUAUUUCUAUUGCACCAUUGUUUCUUAAGAACACACUCGGUUUCCCUGUGGACGGUCAUUAGAGUUGAUAAGCAAUUGCUUUUAUUGACACCCGUGCAACUAUACUCUAUUAAAUAAUGUAGCACGCAGUCUUCAGCAUUUUUAGCUUGCAGUGACAAAAAUAGACUUGCAGCUAUUAAAUAGACCUCUAUUUUCGAAAAUCCUGCAGGAAAAAUAACAUUGUGAGUCUGCAACACUCUAGCUCUUAACCAUUUUUUCCUCAUUGAUGCACUUAUUUUUAUAACAGGUAUUUCUAUAACAUAAAGUUUCUUAAAAGCCCUACUAUAUGUAUCUUGAAAAAUGGCUUGCAGGCACUGAUAAUAUGACCAGCAGGUGUGGGAGUUAACUGAAUGUAGAUCUAAAAAUUGAGAGUCUUGCAAAGGUGAAAACUCGUGAAACAUUGAAAAUUAACAAGUCUAAAAUUAGAUGCAAUGCUAUGUAAUUUUAGAACCGUGUAGCUUUAAUAUUCAAAUUGCAUUUCAUUAUUUAUUUAUUUAAAAGGUAAAAGUUUAGUAUUUCUGCAAUAUUUCAACUGUAUUAUAGAAUCUCCACUACAAAUUGUCACUAAAUUUAACAGUUGCUGCUUUAUCCAUUGCUUUCCUAAUAUUUAAGUAUGUUUACUUUGUUUGAUGUUGUGUCAGUGCUUUCUUUUGUAUAUCUAAAAAAUUGCAUUUGCAAAUGUUAUAUUUUAUUGCCUAAUGCAACUUAUGUCUGCAUUAAUAAUCCUCAUGCCAAAUUUUAAAAUUGAUUUGAAUUCAUCACUACCAUUGUUAUUUUACAUUGUUAUCUGUAUUGCCCCUCUUAAUAUUUGUAACUGUGCUGUAUUACAUAAUUUAAAUAAACAUGAGAGUUAAUUUAUGCAAAGCAAAAUCCACUAGCUGUUGGUUGAGUGAUGAUGUUGACACGAAGUUACCUGCAUCUAUCAAAUAUUACCACAGAAUUAUUUUAUUCACUGGUAAAGGAUUAACGCAAAUGCAUUAACAGAAAUUAUUUUUGAUAGUGCAGUCAUAUAAUAUGGCAUUCCUCUAUUUUAAAUAAGGCGCCACCCGUGUUAAAAUGACAAAGUAUUUCUAACUUUUUCCUUUUUUUGGCGAUUUUAUGCUGCUCUCUUGUUUCGAUAACAUAAGUGCCCAGUCAUCUCUUGCCCUGCGUUUCAGUAGCUGAACCCAAAUUUAGAAAACAAUAUUGUGCGGCAAGCUCAAGCUGAAGCUAAUCUGCACUACUAAAGCAGGCUGCAUAGCCUUGAAUGGAACGCUCUUCCAAGCAGUGAAUCUGAAACUGAAGGAUGGGAAUGAGCAACUCUUAUUUUUCUUGGUAGCAUUGGUGAUGAAGUGAUGUAUUUGCGGGUGAGUAAACCAUAAAUCUAGUUAUCCAGAGGACUAGACACAAUAGAUUUGCUUAAACAGUUAAGAUCUCUGAUUAUAAUCUACAAUAAUAUGCAGACGACACAACAAUAAUUGGCCUUAUCUCAGACAACAAAGAAUCACAGUACCAUCUAACAGUCGAUAGCGCAGUCAAAUGGUGCGCAGACAAAAACCUCCAGCUUAAUACUUCAAAAACCUUAGAAAUCAUCAUAGAUUUCAGACGCAAUCAAAGCCACAAACCCCCGGUCCAUGUCAACUCUCACCCCAUAACCUCCACGAACUCAUUUAAGUUUCUAGGCACCUAUAUCUCCAAUAACCUAAAAUGGCACAUAAAUGCAGACCACGUCAUCAAGAAAGGUCAACAACGCCUAUAUUUCCUCAGACAGCUCAAAAAGUUCAGAGUCCAUAAACACCUCCUGGUCCGUUUCUAUCAAUCAAUCAUUGAAAGCAUCAUCACCUCCUCAAUCACAGUCUGGUACGGUAACACCGAUAGUCACUCACUACAUAGAAUACAGCGCAUUGUUUCCAAGGCCUCCAGGAUCAUCAACUCCCCCCUCCCCUCAAUCCAUUCCAUUUAUCUUAAACGUACCUCAAAACGGGCAAAAAAGAUCAUCUCGGACCACUCCCAUCCAGCAAAUCACCUUUUUCAGUCUCUCCCUUCAGGGAGGCGCCUCAGGUCACUUGCUACUAAAACCACCCGCUUUAAAAACAGUUUCUUCCCCUCAGCAAUAAGAACUCUUAAUUCCGUCCAAUAAUCAGACAAUAAUAUGAUUUCUGAUGUAUACAGUGUCUUGUCUAUGGUCUUUGUUUGUUCUUUUGCAUUAUGUAAUGUUGGUGAGAUGUGUGAUUUGUGAUGUGGUAUGGAUGCACUUUAUUACGGUGAUCUGUGUUAUUAGUGGUAUGUAACUAAAGCAGUGUACCAUCAUGUACCGAACCCAAAUACCACCAACCCUGGUUGCGUGGCAAAUAAAGAUUCUAUUCUAUUCUAUUCUAAAAAUGUUAUGUUCUGCACAAGGUUAAAGUCGGUACUCAAUUCAGUCAUCAAUUGCCCUGUUUUUUUGUUUUCACCACUCCAACUAGUCCAUCACGUGAGUAGAUUGCACUAACAUACUUAGUUUGUUUUCCAGACCCAACUGGUAAAAGCCAGCACUACCAGGCACAUAUUGAAUACUGAUGGCUGAACCGGCACAAUCUAAUCUAAAGUGAAGGCACCAGGCAUGUUGAAGAAUUUAAUGUUAAUACAUAUUGUUCAGAAUAUUAAAGCAGAAAUGAGAAUGCUGUGAAUUUUUGGGGAUGCAAUCAUUGAGAUUUGAAAUGUAUUAAAUAUAAGAUACAAAGUAUUAAUCCUGUGUU